CAUUUGUAAUACAAGUCGUCAGAGUAAGUAUUAAGAGCAAACAUGCCGCCGAAAUACAAGAAAAAGAGUGCCUUCUACUAUUUCCUUGAGUACGUGAAGACUGCAAAGCGCUACAAGAGUUUGGCAUACGCACAGGACGAGGCGGAUAAAAGAUGGAAAUUGAUGACUCCCGAGGAACGGUUGCCGUACCAGGAGAAAGCGAAACGCGAUGCAAAUCCGAACCUGAACUUGGAGAAUGAUAUGAUUCGUCUUGAAAGGGAAGAAAAGGAGGCUACCCUAAAAAAUCAGAACGACAUGAAGCAUCUAAUAAACAAACUUGUUCAGAGCAACACACUGACCAGUGAGUAUUUCCAUAUACUGCAUUUCAAUACCUUUUGCUAUUGUGACUCCAACCAAAAACACUAUCCAGCUGAGGUAGCAAUGGUUAGGUUUAAUUUAAAUGAAGGCAUAGAGGAUGGCAAUAUGUUCUCCAGUAUAAUCCAACCUGGCCGUAUUCCAAUUGGAUACACUCUGACAGUGAGACAGAAAUCUGGGGAAACCCACCAAAUUCCUGAACCAACAAUUGAUUCUGAGUGCAAUUUAAAAUUUAUCAUUUCCAAAUUGUAUGAGAUAAUGGCUGCUAAUCAGAAUUCAACCACCAAGGAAUAUCCACCCAUUUUUGUUCGAGACUGUGACAAAACUGAAACAAAUCAGAUUUUAAAUCAACUCUGUGCAGAUUAUUCUAUUGACAGACAAGCAUUUCGUAUAUAUUCCUUGCAAUAUUUCUUCUUCGUAUUGCGUAACGCUCAUAGAGAAGUAUGGCCAUCAUUGUCUCAAAGCAUAACGGAAAUCGAAAAGGAUUCGUACGAUUGCAUUCCAAAUCUGUCAUGUCCGUAUCACAAAGAUACUUCGGCAUUCAUUUACUGCAGCGAAUGUAUCGUGACGAGGAUGGUUUACAUCAUCUGUGAUAAUUGUUGCGCUCCUUGGAACAUCACGAUGAAACCAGGAAGACAUAUUCCCUUCAACAGUUUGUGCGUAAAACCAGCCGAUGUUCGUAGGGACGAGGAGUUUCUGGAGAGAAGAAUAAAUCAGCUAAGCGUCGCCGCGCCUGAAACGGAGUCGAGCGAUAGCGAUGAUAUAGUUGAUUUGCGUAAUAACUUAUCAUCACCACGUAGGGAAAACGUAACAUAUUCCCAAAUGGCUGUGGCUGGUAGACCAUCUACUUCUGGUAGUUUUGCACCAUUGCGAAGACCAACCACUACCUCGCUCAGUGUUUCCGGAAUGUAUAAUUUUCUGGGAAGCGGUCGUGGCAGAGGAAUUAUUAGAAAAUAAUUAGCUGACAUAUUCCUCACAUUGACCAUAAACAAAAUAAUCUGGGUUUGACAUAUUUAGU
Messenger RNA from Nicrophorus vespilloides, 1372 nucleotides. It is a transcript of the gene mael, whose product is annotated as protein maelstrom homolog. The transcript has 12 exons. The coding region runs from base 43 to 1311 and encodes 422 amino acids. Gene Ontology annotation, biological process: negative regulation of DNA-templated transcription; regulation of miRNA-mediated gene silencing; spermatogenesis. Lineage: Eukaryota; Metazoa; Arthropoda; Insecta; Coleoptera; Silphidae. Gene Ontology annotation, molecular function: sequence-specific DNA binding. The record is from RefSeq and is a predicted model, not a curated record. Gene Ontology annotation, cellular component: P granule; nucleus.